This is a messenger RNA of Camellia sinensis, 543 nucleotides long. The record is from RefSeq and is a predicted model, not a curated record. NCBI's taxonomy places the organism in Eukaryota, Viridiplantae, Streptophyta, Magnoliopsida, Ericales, Theaceae.
GAUGGUAAGGAUGUAAGAAUUGUGGACUAUUUUGAUGUGAUUGCAGGAAAAAGCACUGGCGGUCUUGUGAUUGUCAUGUUUACUGCUCCAAACGAAAAUAAUUGUCCGGUGUUUGCAGCUAAAGAUAUUAAAGACUUUUACUUCGACAAUUGCCCCAAAAUAUUGCCACAAACAAACAACUCUCUAUUUUCUCAAACUAGAAAGGCAAUCAAAGCCCUAUCAAGACCAAAAUAUGAUAGGAAGUAUCUCCGUGAAGUAGUUAAGGAAGAUCUUGGGGAGACAAAACUACAUCAGACAUUGACUAAUAUUGCAAUUCCAACUUUCGACAUUAAGACCCCCCAACCAACCAUUUUUUCCACCUAUGAGGUGAACUAUAAGCCAACCUUGGAUGCCUUACUCUCAGAUAUAUGCAUUGCAACCUCAGCAGCGCCAACUUAUCUUUCAGCCCAUUCUUUCAAAAUCAAAGACCCCACUGGAACUGUGAGAGAAUUUAACCUAAUUGAUGGCGGCGUGGUAGCAAACAAUCUGCUAUUCCAGUUUUGA